Polyodon spathula (Mississippi paddlefish) is the source of this 1863-nucleotide messenger RNA. RefSeq names its product putative nuclease HARBI1. The record is from RefSeq and is a predicted model, not a curated record. The transcript is spliced from 2 exons. NCBI's taxonomy places the organism in Eukaryota, Metazoa, Chordata, Actinopteri, Acipenseriformes, Polyodontidae. Bases 217 to 1395 code for a protein of 392 amino acids.
UGCUUUGCUAACAUCACAGCAUGCUAGGCUGUGCUAAUGUGUUUGACAGGCAUAGUAAAGAACUAGAUGCAUGUUUACCUUCUCUAAAUCGAAAUGUUUGAACUACACAUGCGGCUUAUUUCAAACCGUGUAUGCUGAGUGCCUGUCCUCUCUCCACCAGGGUAGCGGGGCAGGAGGCACCUCAGCGUCCACAAUCCGAGGGUAUUAUUACUCAAUAUGGCAACAAACAAGAGAAUUGCAGCUGCGGCCUCGCUGUUGACGUUUUGGAGGGUCUCAGAAAUUCAGCGGAGAAGGGCAGCUUCGCGGAAGCGUCUGUAUCUGAGAGCAAUCAUGCUGCUGCUGCUUUCGAAACGAGAAAAGGUUAACGCGGUCCCCUACAGCUUGCUAAACAGACACGUCCCAGUGCUGAGGGUUUACUUUGAAGAAGUGAAUGACCUUAGCCCUCUCUUCAGGGUUUCUAGGAGAACCAUGCAGCGAAUCAUGUCAGUGUUGCAUGAGGAUAAAAACAGCGGCUGGGGGUUUGACCUCGAGAUCCUCAUGUUCAUGUUUUGGUUGGCAAGGGCGGCAUCGUACAGGGUAGUGGCAGCAUCUUUUGGUGUGCCACGGUCAACCGUGCACCGGAUAAUUCAAAAGGUGUUGAAGAAAGUGGUGAGAAUCACAGCUCGGGUUAUUAAACUCCCUGGUCCUGACGAGCUUUCCGUCAUCGGUGAAGGCUUUGCUGAACUUGCGCAGUGCAGGGAGUUUCAGCUGGCUGUCGGGUGUAUAGAUGGAUGCCACGUGCGGAUUAAGGCACCUCCAACUAAUGAAGCACAGUGCUACUUCAACCGGAAGUCGUUUUACUCCAUUCAGCUGCAGGCCGUCUGCGACCACAAAGGAAUGUUUGUGGAUAUUUUUGUGGGAUAUCCUGGUUCUGUUCACGAUUCACGUAUUCUUCGCAACAGCCCAAUAUACACAAAAUCACUGUACCCUCCACCUGGAUAUUUUCUGCUGGGUGACAGCGAGUAUCCCUGUUUACAGGAACCCAUAGGCAUUCUUACUCCCUACAAGGAACCCAUGCAGAACCCAGUUCAAGCACAAUACAAUGCUGAACAUUCAAGGGCUUGGUCCGUGAUAGAACAUGCGUUUGGAAUGAUGACGAGUCGAUGGCGUGGAAUUUUUUCUAAGACCUUAGAGGUGCAUUAUAAGUGUGCUCCAAUGGUCAUCGCAGCGUGUGCUGUUUUGCAUAACAUUUGUAUAACUGAAGGAGACCUAAUUGAGGUUGACACUGAACACGGUCUUCUUCAUCAAGAUCAGCCUUUGGGAGAAAAGGAUGACGUUGGGAGCAGGAUUGCUGCCCGUCUGUCUGCUUCAGUUGACAUCCCCCCUCCUAUAUCAGAGCAUGACUAUGUCUUCUAAGAGUUUUUAUAAUUGGAUCAUUCAGGGUUUUCAGUGAGCCAUUGCACAAAGAUGAGUUCUAACAUUUAUACAAAGAGAUUGUUUCAACAUUUUUUUAGUAUCCUUUUCCCCCAAUUAUUCUUUGGUGUGGGUGAAGUUUGUCAUCUUCUAAAUGAAUUCAGACCUCUUACUAAAUAAAAUGCUAGUUUAGUUUUAUUUUGUUCUCACCUUGUCAAUCCAAUCUACUAAUAGUUAGGGACUGUUUAACAUUUCUGUGAGUGUACAGUCCUUUCUUUGGGGUCUAUAAUGUACACAUACAGAUAAUAUCGAAAUUCACAAUGGUGUACACUGUGUGUAUGUAAAACCCAUCUAAAGAAGGGGAGUGGAGGUCAUGUAAAUGUUGAAUAACCCUUACUGUAAAGUGGUUGAAAAAUAUUUGUUUGUAAUGCAAACUUAUCUUUUGUUUAAAGAGUAAGCUUGUGAAUAUAA